AUGGUUCACAUGAGCCUGGUGUCAGUGGUGUUUAAGACCAUUUGGCGUGCUGCUAGACAUGAGCACCACCAACACCACAGCUCUUCCCGGCACACGCCCUGCGGGGUAGAGAGCCCUGAGGAUGAUGACAGGAAGGUCCGAAGGAGAGAGAAAAACCGCGUCGCUGCUCAGAGAAGUCGGAAGAAGCAGACCCAGAAGGCUGACAAACUCCAUGAGGAAUAUGAGUGCCUGGAGCAAGAAAACGCAGUGCUGCGGCGGGAGAUCGGGAAGCUGACGGAGGAGCUGAAGCACCUGAGCGAGGCGCUGAAGGAGCACGAGAAGAUGUGCCCGCUGCUGCUGUGCCCCAUGAACUUCGUGCCCGUGCUGCGGCCGGACCCGGUGGCCGGCUGCCUGCCCCGGUGAAGCCCAGCAAGGAACCUGGUCCUUUUCGUACCUGUGAGCGGGGUUCCCUCCGCGUCCAGGGGACCUGUGGCUGGGCCUCCUCCACCGGUUCCUCUUCCCGGAGAGGCCGUCUUCUAGCUCCUCGGGGUGUUUUGUGGCUCAUGGAUCUUGGUCAACCCCCCACCACAGCCACAUCCAUGUGAGAUGGGGAGGCACCUACCCAGGCCUCCUCCUCGGAGCUCCGGGCCAUGCCCACAGGCACCUGACUCUCAGAACCUGGAGCGGAUCCAGGUCACCCAGGUUGGGAGACCACCCUCAUGACUCACGUCCCUUCCACUAUGGCAGCUACGAGGUUCUGCCGCUGUGCAGAAUCAUUUUCUCUAGAAUUGGGUAAUAAAGACAGUUUUUGUUUCUCUUUU
Molecule: messenger RNA, 800 nt
Organism: Myotis davidii
Lineage: Eukaryota; Metazoa; Chordata; Mammalia; Chiroptera; Vespertilionidae
Gene: BATF3
Product: basic leucine zipper transcription factor, ATF-like 3
Exons: 4
Coding region: 1-402 (133 amino acids)
Biological process (GO): regulation of transcription by RNA polymerase II
Cellular component (GO): nucleus
Molecular function (GO): RNA polymerase II cis-regulatory region sequence-specific DNA binding; DNA-binding transcription factor activity, RNA polymerase II-specific
Source: RefSeq, a predicted model, not a curated record